This is a messenger RNA of Etheostoma cragini (Arkansas darter), 1845 nucleotides long. Its product is annotated as collagen alpha-1(XV) chain-like. The transcript has 9 exons. Lineage: Eukaryota; Metazoa; Chordata; Actinopteri; Perciformes; Percidae. The coding region runs from base 97 to 1845 and encodes 582 amino acids. The record is from RefSeq and is a predicted model, not a curated record.
CACAGAGGGAGGUUUGUUUUUAAGUUCAGUCCCUGAACUGAAGAGUGUAAGGCAGCUUCAGUCAGAGGAGUCCAGAAGGUAUCUAUAUCAGAAGACAUGCAGGGUGCUGUGGUGGUGGCGCUACUGCUACUGAGCUGCGACACCAACCAGCAGAUGAUCUUUGUCUCAGGAGAUCCAACAGCAGCGGAGCAGAACUGUCGAGAUAACAGCAGCACUUGCUUAGCCCUAACAGACACACAGGAGGUUGCAUUUAUAGAUGAGGUGACCCUUCAGCCCAGGAUCAGAGUAUCAUCCAGACCAGAAAAUCCCCCUCAAGACACAACUCUACAGGCUGGUCCCUCUGCACUGACACCCAGACAGGAUGCAGUGAGCAGCACUUCCCCUCUGAAGUUACAUCUGGAGCCAGAGGAUGUAGACACCAAAGCUGCAGUGAAAACCCACGCUGACACAGACACUAAGACUAUAGGCUCAACCAAUGAAGAAAAGGGUAAGGAAGUGAAUAAAGGUGAAGAUACCAAACCACAGCCAUUCUCUCUGGCUGGAAAUGAGAAGUUUUCUAAUGUGCACCCUGACAUAUUAGGGACAAAGGAACCUUGGAGGAAUGGAGGAAGGCAUCAACCGUUUGUUAAAGCAAAGGAGAAGUCCAGCACAAGUGAAGCAUCAGUCUUGGAUAGUAUUGAGAUAAUUUCAAGCCUUAAUGUUCAAUCUGAGAACCCCACAGCUCCAAGUGUCUUAUCAAGAGAUGCAGAAACUGCAAGUACAGAAACAUCUUUCUCCAAUGGGCCACGGUUUGCUACUAGAUCUACUCUUAUCUCGAGCCCCAUCACAGAAUCAAGGUUUGUCAGUUCCAGCGUCUACCCAUCAUCUGAUGGAGGAAUAACAGAGGCACAACAGGAGGUAUGGCCACUAGUCUUUAAAUCUCCAGUUUCAGUGGACCCAUUAGCUAAACUCUCAAGUCAGACAGAAGGAAAUGCUGUACCUCAGAAAGAGCCAGCUCCAAACCUGACUGUUUUAACUCCCACACAACAAAGUAGAGAAGCAUUAAGUACUAUGAGCACUGAGGAUGAGACGGAAAAUGUUGCAGUCAGUGAGAUAAAAGAAAAAGAGAAUAUGCAGGACAGGUUGCAAACUGUUUAUCCCCAAACAGGAACUUUACCACACCAAAAAAAUUCAGGUGGAGAGCAGGGGAGUGGGACAGAGACAGAUGAAGAAGAUUUAGAGGAGGAUAAGGAAGUGCAAAGACAUGCAGAGAUGGGAAAAGAAAGUUAUGAUAAUGUCACUGACAUGUUUAAAGAUUAUAAUCAGACCUCACCUAAUCGGAUCUCCAAGUUCAGCACUGAAGACGUAUUCAUCCAAUCAGAGACUGAACCCCCACAGCAGCCUGUUAAAGCAGCCAAUCAGCCGCCUACAUACACAGCCACACAUCACCGGGCAGAAUUAAGACCUGGGAUCAGAGGUCAAAGGAAAAAGAAGAUCUAUAAAAAGUUGAUUUCUUCCUGGCCGGGCAAUCCUGGACCACAAGGUAUGCCGGGUCCCCAGGGCCGACCUGGGCAAGACGGGACCCCAGGAGAGGACGCUAAUCCCGGCCCCGCUGGCUUACCUGGAGAACAGGGUCCCCAAGGCUACAGGGGAGAUAAGGGCAGCAAAGGGGAGCUGGGUGAGUGGGGUUAUCAUGGGGAGUCUGGACCUCAGGGAAAUAGUGGACAAAAAGGAGACAAGGGAAAUAAAGGAGUCAGAGGCGUCGGUGGUGUCCCUGGCUACAUAGGACCGCCUGGAUCCAGGGGUCCUCGUGGUUCUCUAGGAUCAUCAGGAGCACCGGUCAGUGUCAGACAGCUCACUGGGUGA